Messenger RNA from Etheostoma spectabile (orangethroat darter), 2887 nucleotides. It is a transcript of the gene acvr1l, whose product is annotated as activin A receptor, type 1 like. NCBI's taxonomy places the organism in Eukaryota, Metazoa, Chordata, Actinopteri, Perciformes, Percidae. The transcript has 10 exons. The coding region runs from base 193 to 1722 and encodes 509 amino acids. Gene Ontology annotation, molecular function: ATP binding; transmembrane receptor protein serine/threonine kinase activity. The record is from RefSeq and is a predicted model, not a curated record. Gene Ontology annotation, biological process: cellular response to growth factor stimulus; protein phosphorylation; transforming growth factor beta receptor signaling pathway. Gene Ontology annotation, cellular component: BMP receptor complex; plasma membrane.
GAUAAUGUUUUGGUGACGUCAUGCGUAGCUGGAAGGGAAGACAGCCAGUGGGUGGGCUGGGCUGUGGUCCUGCUUUCUGCUUCUUGCAUCGCAAACAACGCUAAUACUAUUAUUUAAACCUAUUAUAGGGAUACAAAAAACAUUACAAAAUGAGUUAGAGGCCGCAAUUCGUGUGUGCCAGUGCACUGAAACAUGGGUCGCUGCAGUGUCCACGUCCUUCUGCUGCUCUUGCUGCAGACCCUGCAGACAACAGCCGAGGGCUCAGAUGGACAGUUGGCGUGUCUGUGUGAUAGCCCAACAUGCCUCCAAGCUACCCAGUGCCAUGGUACCCGGUGCUUCUCCUCUGUCAAAGUUGGCAAGGGUGGUAGCGGGGUGGUAUUUGAGCGUGGCUGCCUGGAGGGGUUGGAGAAAAUCAGUUUGAUUUGCUCCACAGCUCCAUCCUUCCACCAUGCCAUUUUCUGCUGCUCCCAGGACAUGUGUAACGGCAACACCACCAGGAGUUCGCUGAUGUCUCUGCUUCCAACAGCUCCAGAAGGUGAGCCAGUUGGGUAUCGAGUGGGGACCUUAGCUCUCUUUGUACUUGGUCCAGUGGUGGUUCUGGCUCUGCUGUCUGCAGUGUCAGUUCUGGCCUGCAGGAGGCUCCAUCACGGCCGUCUGCAGAGGCUGCAGGAAUUUGACACUGAGCAGGGAGCCAUAGACGGCCUCAUCACCUCCAAUGUGGGAGACAGCACUUUAGCGGAGCUGUUGGACCACCCGUGUACAUCAGGCAGUGGUUCAGGUCUUCCCUUCCUCGUCCAGAGAACUGUGGCCAGACAGAUCAGCCUGAUGGAGUGUGUAGGCAAAGGAAGGUACGGAGAGGUGUGGCGGGGCCAGUGGCAGGGGGAGAACGUAGCUGUAAAAAUCUUCUCCUCGAGAGAUGAGAGGUCCUGGUUCAGAGAGACGGAGAUCUACAAUACUGUGCUGCUAAGACAUGAAAACAUACUGGGCUUCAUGGCAUCAGACAUGACUUCUCGCAACUCCAGCACCCAGCUGUGGCUCAUCACCCAUUACCACGAGAACGGUUCACUUUAUGACUACUUGCAACGAGUUGCUGUGGAGACGUCAGAGGGCCUGGCGAUGGCGGCGUCCAUAGCGUGCGGCCUGGUGCACCUGCACACAGAGAUCUUUGGCACUGAGGGGAAACCGGCCAUCGCACACCGGGAUCUGAAGAGCAAAAACAUCCUGGUCACAAAGGAGCUGCGCUGCUGCAUCGCAGACCUGGGGCUGGCUGUGACCCACUCCCAGGCAGACAACCUGCUGGAUGUUGGCAACAAUCCGAAGGUUGGCACCAAGCGUUACAUGGCACCUGAAGUACUGGACGAGACCAUUCAGAUAGACUGCUUUGAUGCUUAUAAGAGGGUGGACAUCUGGGCCUUUGGGUUGGUGCUGUGGGAGAUAGCAAGACGCACAUACAGCAAUGGCAUUGUUGAGGAGUACAAGCCUCCGUUCUACGAUCAGGUGCCAAAUGACCCCAGCUUUGAGGACAUGAGGAAGGUGGUGUGUGUGGAGCAGCAGAGGCCUUUCAUUCCUAAUCGUUGGUUCUCUGAUCCUACUCUCUCUGCUCUGGUGAAACUGAUGAAGGAGUGUUGGUACCAGAACCCCUCUGCAAGGCUGACAGCACUGCGCAUCAAGAAAACCCUGGACAAGAUUCACAGCUCUCUGGAGAAGGGCAAGGAGCCGUGAAACUUCAGAGCCCACUGCCUGAUGUCAGGGAUCGUCUUAGUGAUUGUGAGACCCGAGGAUGAUAAGGGGACAGACAGAGAGACCAGAGGAAAGAGUUGUUCAAGUGUCAUGCAGCCUCAUCCUUAUGUGGUUGCCUUCCACUGACAUCCCUCUCUCUGACUGGAAGCCCACUCAGACGUUUGGACCUGUCCUGUCUGAAUAAGCCAGCCUUUGUUACAGGACACAAACCAUUGUGCCCGACCUGACCUGACCUGAACUGUAGACUGUUACUGAGUGUGAAGCACAUGGAUGGCAUAUUGUAGUACUCCAUAACAAUGCUUUAAUGCCCAUAUAACACGCCCAUACAUCACACACACACACACACACACACACACACACACACACAGUCUCUUACAAUUCAUUUUUUUGAUCCCCAGGCCGUGUUUUUGGCAUGUUGCCGUGUCAUUCUGCUCAGAGACAAUCUGAAGUGUUUUACUCACUUAGCUUUAUUAAAAUCAUGCCACCUAUUCUACAAAGACACACACUACAGACCACACAAAUAUGUUCACUUACAAAAGGAAAAGAGCCAAAAUAAUCCUCUUUUUUUUUUUUAAAUCUAAAAAUAGUAUGAUAUUUAUGAAAUCUCCACUGCUACCAAACUACUGAGGACAUGUAAGGCUGAUUGUGUGUGAAAUGGACUGUAUACAUAUAUAGGCAUUUACUCUCCUAGACUUUCUGUCCACAUAUUGUCAUUAAUGAUGCUAGAAAGCAAAGAGUUGUUAAGCAAUAGAGGGAAAAAGUAGGGAAUUGUUCUUGCUAAGCUUGUUUGUUGAAUGGAAUAAAUCAGGAUGAAGUACAACAGAUGUAAUUAUCCUGGUGAUUCCUGUAGGAGACACAGUUAGUACCUGCCAAAAGGCAUUAGUCUGUAUCUUAUAAUAAGAACAAUAUAAUCCUCUCUGCCUGGCACACUUCAUAAACCUGCUGUGGCUCUUUGUUAGCGCUGACAUGUUUUAAGAUAUUGGAGGUUAAGUAUUUUUAUUUAGCGAGGCGGGCUUCCGUUAAAUUCGUCAUGCCAUACUGUACAAGUUGCCUAAAUAACAAGAAAAACACUAAUUUGGUAACUGUUUCAUUCAAGAUUUAAAAAUGAUAACGUUGCCUAAAUGUUUACAGAUGCUGGGUUUGCUUU